Molecule: messenger RNA, 1995 nt
Organism: Drosophila willistoni
Lineage: Eukaryota; Metazoa; Arthropoda; Insecta; Diptera; Drosophilidae
Gene: Sol1
Product: suppressor of lurcher protein 1
Exons: 7
Coding region: 1-1995 (664 amino acids)
Cellular component (GO): plasma membrane
Source: RefSeq, a predicted model, not a curated record
AUGGCGGCCGCUUGGUUAGCUCCGGAAUUAGCUCUGUGGUGUCUGCUGGCGCUGGUUGUGGUCCAGUUUGCCCAAAGCCAACAAGUUGCCAGCAACAGUAAACAGCAGUCACAACUUUGGCUGGAUUGCCCCUGUAUUCAUGUCAGUGAACGCAACUCAACGCAAUGGGGAAAACUCAGUAUAAAUGCCAGCCAGACAUUUGGUUCCAAAAACAACUGCCUGAUGAUCUUCAUUGGUGGCCAGACCGAUGAGUUGGUGGCCUUUCAGCUAAUCGAACUGCAGUUGCGCCAUGGGUGCUUGGACAGUGUGGAGGUCUUUCCGUAUCUGCGCGAGCCCGUCAUCGAGAAUGCAACACAGGCGGCAUACACUUGGUGUCAGCACAGCAAUGCAAGGAAUGACACACCCGUAUAUAGUUCCGGACGUUUACUGGGACUGCGCUUGAGAUUCCAGCAGCCGCCAAAUAAACUGGACAAUUGGCACUUGAACUUAACUGCCAAUUAUAGAUUUCUUAAGAAAGAUAAGUUCAAGACGGAAGGACGCCUGUUGAUGGGAAGCUAUUGCGAUUAUUACUUCUUUGCCAGCACCAUGGGUGAAUCAGGUGGUAAUCAGGGUUAUUUUCACUCGCCACGAUUUCCGGCUCAUUAUCCGGCGCAUAUAAAGUGUGCCUACAAGUUCAUUGGACGACCAGAUACACGUGUGGAGUUGCUCUUCGAAGAACUCCAGCUGCCGCCAGUGACCAGCGGUGGUUGCCAAUUGGAUGCUCUUACCAUUUUCGAUGCCGAAUCCGCUCACAUGAGCACCGUAAUAGAUGUCAUAUGUUCUUCUCGUCCCACACGUCGCAUCUUCAGUAGCGGACCCGAUUUGUUGUUGGAAUUCAAUGCAAGUUCAAAUCGCACAGCCAAAGGAUUUCGUUGCAAAUACAAAUUCGUGCCCAGUGAACAGGAGCAGCCGCAGCCAAUUAUGGUGGCAGCCAGUGUGGCAACAGCGGCUAAACAACCAGCCAAGGCCAAUAGUCUGUUGUCGGAUAUGGAGUUGUCGAAGCCCGGUCGAGCAAUUGAUUGCAAACAAACGUAUGACUCGCGCGUAAACAAAUCUGGCACCUUUGAAUCGAAUCAGCUGUUAGGGUCGCUCAAGAAAAAUUCAAAGCCUGGCGUUGCCGGAGUCAUUCAAUGCCGUUACGAAUUUGAAGCGCAUGGCUCAGAGCGGGUACAAAUUCGUUUUCACGACUUUAAUGUUCCCACAGAGAAUGAAAAUUCAACUGGAUGCCUGGCUAAUCAUGCUCUCCAUGUGUUGACGGAAACACGUGGCAAGUUUGAGACGCAGGAGCUGGUAUGCGGAGCCUUUCUGCCAAAACCAUUAAUGUCGAAUGGGCCUAAAAUGCAGUUGCAAUUUGUGGGUAGGCUCCCACCGACUAUGACCAACAAGGUUCAAUACUACGGCUUUCGGGCAGAGUAUAGAUUUUUAACAAACUUUGGUAUCAUGUCGGGUGUUCAGCAAGGUGAUGAAUGCACUUUUAUUUACAACAGUAGCGAGCGCAUCAGUGGCCUGUUUCACUCGCCCAAUUUUCCGGGCUAUUAUUUGGAGAAUGUGGUCUGCAAUUAUUAUUUCUAUGGUGCAAGCGAUGAACGGAUUGUGGUACAUUUUACAUACUUUGAUGUCGAAGGAAUUGAUAAUUGUGAUCACCAGACAGCCAGCGAUUAUGUCGAGUUUUCAAAUUUUAUGAGUACUGAUCGCAAAUAUCAAAAGUAUUGUGGAAAAUUACCGGACUUUGAUGUGCGAUCUGAUGGCUUUUUCUUUCGCGUUACAUUACAUUCCAAUGAUCGAUUUGUGGGCAUAGGUUUUCGUGCUAUUUACACUUUUGAAACCAAAACACAAGAGAAGAUUUUGGGCGACAAUGCUUCAAUGGAAAGUUAUGUGUCUGCUGCACCGUCUCUAAAUAUUGUUUUGCUAUAUUACUUAAUCAUUUUAAUUGCAAUUAUAGAAUAUGACAUGUAA